This is a messenger RNA of Protopolystoma xenopodis, 324 nucleotides long. The record is from the annotation of a GenBank genome assembly. Lineage: Eukaryota; Metazoa; Platyhelminthes; Monogenea; Polystomatidea; Polystomatidae.
CUUUGGUUCUCCCGGCUUCCACGCCGAUCUCCUACUUUGUAUUUCCAGUCUAUGGCCCAGUCUCUUACCCACUUUUGCACCAUUUGCUGAUCAGUUUGUCGAGCUCACUCUUAGAAUCCUCCUCCUCCCAUCCUCUCGUCCUGUAGCCUCAACAACUGCCAUCGGAAAUGAAGCCCUCACAACACUUCAUUCAACCGGCCUCUUGUCUGAAGACAGUGGAAGAAAUUGUAGUGCCACUAUCACUAACUCGAUAGCUGCGGAGGUUACUGAAACGUCAAUUUGUCCAGGAGGCACAGAAGCAGAUAAACUCGAAACUUUGAUCCG